This is a messenger RNA of Striga hermonthica, 1989 nucleotides long. NCBI's taxonomy places the organism in Eukaryota, Viridiplantae, Streptophyta, Magnoliopsida, Lamiales, Orobanchaceae. The record is from the annotation of a GenBank genome assembly.
AUGAACGAACACCUCAGCCAGCUCCUCCUCCUCCUUCUCUCCCUAUCCACAAUCCUACUCCCCACCGCCGCCGUCGACUUCCUCUUUAACGGCUUCGGCCCCUCCGACUUAUCCCGCUACGGCGACACCACGAACCCGUCCCGCGUCAUCUCCCUCACCAAUCGCCUCCCUUUCUCCCUCGGCCGCGCCAUCUACCCUUCCAAGAUCCCCACAAAACGCCCAAAUUCCUCGGCCGUCCUCCCCUUCUCCACCUCCUUCAUCUUCUCCAUGGCGCCCUACCGCGGCGCGCUCCCGGGCCACGGCAUACUGUUCGUCUUCGUCCCGACCCCCGGGAUCCUGGAAUCCGCCUCCGCCCAGCACCUCGGCCUGUUCAACCGGACAAGCAACGGCGACCCCAGGAGCCACGUGUUCGGCGUCGAGUUCGACGUUUUCCAGAACGAGGAGUUCGGCGACAUCAACGGCAACCACGUGGGCGUCGAUGUGAACUCGCUGGAGUCGGUGAGGGCUUAUGAAGCGGGCUUUUGGCCCGAUAAGGGCAGGCAAUUCAAGAAAUUAAAGCUUAAUAACGGCAGAAAUUAUCAAGUCUGGAUCGAUUAUGUGUACGGCGUUGUGAAUGUGACCAUGGCGCCCGCUGGGUUGAAAAGGCCUAAUCGCCCAUUGCUUAGCUUCCCUCUGAAUCUUUCCGAUGUUUUGGAGGACGAGAUGUAUGUGGGUUUUGCUGCAGCUACUGGCGCUUUGACUCAAAGUCACCUCAUCUUGGCCUGGAGUUUUAGCAACACGAAUUUCUCGCUCGGCGAGGGCUUGGUUACUCGGGGCUUGCCGAAUUUCGAGGAUCGAACCACCCCCCCAGUGACUCGAUCCUCGGGUUUUAUAGCUGGUAUGAUAAUGGGUGUUAUGUUUUCUGUCAUAUUUUGUUGUGUUUUUGUUUGCUGGUUGAGAAGAAGGGAUUUCAGAAUGCAAAAGGCAAAAAAUGAGGAAAUUGAGCAAUGGGAAUUGGAAUAUUGGCCUCAUAGGUUCGGUUAUCGAACGAUUGAGUCAGCCACAAACAAUUUUUCGGAUAGAAAUUUGAUCAGUGGUGAUGGUGGGAACGGGAAAGUGUACAAAGGGACAUUUCCGAACGGUUUGGAGUUUGCAGUGAAGCGUUUAUCAUGUGAAACAUUUUUGGCAGAAAUAUCGAGCGUCGGGAGAUUAAAGCACCGGAACAUAGUGAGAUUGAGAGGUUGGUGCAAGAAGGAGAAAGGAGGAGGACUUUUUGUGCUGUAUGACUAUAUGGAAAACGGGAGUCUGGACAAGAGGGUGUUCGAGUGCCAUGAUGGAAAAAUCUUGAGUUUCGAAGAAAGAAUAAGAAUUUUGAAGCAAAUAGCUUCGGGAAUUUCGUAUUUGCAUCAUGAAUGGGAAUCCGAGGUUCUACAUAGGGAUAUAAAGGCUUCUAACGUUUUGCUCGAUAAGCAAAUGAAUGCAAGACUAGGUGAUUUCGGGCUGGCCCUGAUCCAUAAUCAUGAUAAGGUGGGUGAUGAUCCUACCCGCGUGGUGGGUACAAUCGGGUACUUAGCGCCGGAAGUCGUGAGAAGUGGGAAAGUAUCGACUCUAACGGAUGUUUUUAGUUACGGAGUGUUGAUUUUGGAGGUGAUCUGUGGUAGGAGGCCAAUCGAAGAGGGCAAACCAUUGUUGGUGAAUUGGUUGUUGGAACUCUUGAGGAGAGGGGAAUUGAUUAGUGGGGUCGAUCCAAGAUUAAGGGCUAAUAAGGGUGAAAUUGAUGAAGAAAAAGCGGAACAAAUGCUUCAACUAGGGCUACUGUGUGCGCAUCCGGAUUCGAGUGUACGGCCAACAAUGAGACAAGUUGUGAAAUUCUUUGCGGAGGAGGCUGAGAUUGAUGAACCGGACGAAGAUGAUGAGGGUAGGUGCAUUUUAGAGAAGAUGAAAGAUAAGGAGAUUUUGUGCAGUUCAGUGUCGAUCUCUUGGUCUCAUUCUUUUGGAGUGGGAAGGUAA